Molecule: messenger RNA, 1280 nt
Organism: Epinephelus moara (kelp grouper)
Lineage: Eukaryota; Metazoa; Chordata; Actinopteri; Perciformes; Serranidae
Gene: txnl1
Product: thioredoxin-like 1
Exons: 8
Coding region: 177-1046 (289 amino acids)
Source: RefSeq, a predicted model, not a curated record
GAGUCCGCAUCCGGGACUAACUCACUGUACCUUUAGUGUGGCUCAGAGAGCAGCUAGUUAGCUAACACACUGACAGAAAGCUAAAAACACAACACUUUCUAUUUAUUAGGUUGCCCAGUUUCGUGUCCUGAACAUCGCCCGGGGGACCAGCUCACACCGCAGCCGCAGACGGUACCAUGGUCGGUGUUAAAGUGAUCGGGAGCGACCCGGACUUCCAGCCGGAGCUAGCGGCCGCCGGCUCCAGGCUCGCCGUGGUGAAGUUUACAAUGGCUGGGUGUUCACCCUGUGUCAGAAUAGCUCCAGCUUUCAACAUGUUGAGUAACAAGUACCCACAGGUCGUCUUCCUCGAAGUAGAUGUACAUGUCUGUCAGGCAACAGCAGCAGCCAACAACAUCACAGCCACACCGACGUUCUUGUUCUUCAGGAACCGGGUUCGGGUGGACCAGUAUCAGGGGGUGGAUGCUGCAGGUCUGGAGGAGAAGAUCAAACAGCACACGGAAAACGACCCGGGAAACAGCGAGGACUCGGACAUUCCAAAGGGAUACAUGGACCUCAUGCCGUUUGUCAACAAAGCCGGCUGCGAGUGCCUCAACGAGAGCGACGACUGUGGCUUCGAUAACUGCUUAAUCAAAGACUCCACCUACAUGGAGUCCGACUGUGAUGAACAGUUGCUGAUAACUAUGGCCUUCAACCAGCCUGUGAAGCUCUUCUCUAUGAAGCUACUGUCCUCAGACUUUGCCCAAGCCCCUAAGGUGAUGAAGGUGUUCAUCAAUCUCCCCCGGUCGAUGGGUUUUGACGACGCCGAGCGGAGUGAAGCCACUCAGGUUUUGGAGCUGUCAGAAGAGGACUACAAAGACGACGGUUUGAUUCCUCUGCGCUACGUCAAGUUUCAGAAUGUACAGAGUGUUACGUUGUUCGUCAAGUCAAACCAAGGAGACGAGGAGACGACAAAAAUCAACUACCUUACAUUCAUAGGCACUCCAGUACAGGCCACCAACAUGAGCGACUUCAAGAGGGUUACGGGAAAGAAAGGAGAGAGUCACUGAGCAGGAGAACCACGGGGAGGAUUAGAAAAAGAGGAAGAGGAGGCUGCAGAUACAUCCAAGGACUUUCCCCUCUGCCAAAGUUGCCACACUCUGCUGUCACACACAGACACACACAUUCAGACACACACACAGCCUCCAGUUGACCUCCUCUGUGGAGACUCAGUCUAUAAAUCAUUUGUAUUGUAAUUCUGAUGAAAGUCACUGUAAAUAAAACACAAUCCUUUUUCAAAGGGA